GUCUUUACCACUGAUCGCAGGACUGUGCGCCCAACGGGGUGGAAUCAUGCUUGAGGAAAAGGCAGAUAAAAAUAUUAGUGAGGAAAAUGCCUUUGACGCUCUGGAGAAGGACUUCCAGGAGGUUCUCAACGAACUGACCGGGGAUAAAAGUCUGGAGAAGUUCCGGAUAGAGUACGAGAAGCUCCACUCGGUCCUAAAAAAGUCUUCGGAAAACGAAAAACGUUUGAUGACAAAAUGCAGGGAACUGAAUGCAGAGAUUGUGGCUAAUUCUGCCAAAGUGGCCACGGCCCUUAAAUUAUCCCAGGAGGACCAAGCAACCAUCGCAUCGCUAAAAAAGGAGAUCGAAAAGGCUUGGAAAAUGGUGGACGCCGCGUAUGAAAAAGAGCAGCAUGCAAAAGACACCAUUCAUUCGCUGAAAGAAGAAAUCAAUAACUUGUCCAAGCUGGUCGAGCAGGGCUCUGGAUUAUCAGCCGGCCAAGAGCACAGUUACAACGAGUUACUGAGCUUCAAGGAGGAUCUGACAAAGGAACGUGACCAGCUGCUGGCGGAGGUGGUGAAACUCCGCGAGAGCCUGAUGGCCGCCAUCAACCAACAGCAGGAAGCAGAGAAGGCCAAGGAGGACACCGAGCAGAACAUAGCAGAGCUCCAGCAAGAAAUCCAGAUGCGGCAAAACGAAGCGUCUCGCGAUUCGCGUAAAAAGGAGAAGCUGGAAAAGGAUUUGAAACAAACCCAAAACGAGCUGGAGAGCAAGCAGACGGAAGUGAAAACGCUCCAGCAGUCGUUGCUCAAGAACAAGGAUGAACUUCAGAAGCUGGAACAGCAGCUCAAAGAACACAAGAUCCUCAACGAAAGAGUCUCCAAAGAGCUGGAACAGUUCCAGGUGAGGAACGCAAAGCUCCAGCAGGAGAACGAACAACACAACAUCUUCAAUGAGCAGAUCACUCAGGAGAACCAGCAGAAAGUCCUGGAGAUCAAGGCGAAGGAGGACGAGGUGAACCAGAUGCGCCAGGAGAUAUCCAAACUGACAAAGGCCAGAGAGGCCAUCCAGAGAAAGUAUCGGCAGAUGGAAGAGCAAAAGACGGAAGUGGAACAGCAGCGCGAAACGCUGAAGAACCAAAUCGCUGGAUUAGAGAAAGAGAUGGAGAUGGCAAAGAAGCAAGCAGAACUCGAUAAGAAGGCGAUGGACGAUCUGGUACGGGAGAGGGACUUACUGAACAAGAACCUCCUGAAAGCGACCGGCGCGACCGACAAGCAGGUGAACCUCGUUAAGCUCCACGAGCAGUCAAAGAAAAACCUGGAAGAAGAAAUCCAUAACUACAAAGAGGAGGCGCAGAAACAACGGAAGAUCAUUUACCAACUGGAGAAAGAAAGGGACCGUUACAUCAACGAGGCCAGUGACCUCACGCAGAAGGUCCUUCAGCACAUGGAGGACAUUAAAGUGCGAGAGAUGCAGAUCUUCGACUACAAGAAGAAGAUUGCCGAGGCCGAGACCAAACUGAAGCAACAGCAGAAUCUGUACGAGGCUGUGAGAUCCGACAGGAACCUGUACAGCAAGAACCUCAUAGAAGCGCAGGAUGAAAUAACAGAAAUGAAAAGGAAGCUUAAAAUCAUGAACCACCAGGUGGACCAGCUGAAGGAGGAGAUCACAUCCAAAGAAGCCGCUCUGGUGAAGGUGCACCUUGACUACCAGCGCGUCGAGAAAGAGAAGGAAUCCCUAAAGGCUGAGCUGCAGAAGAUGACACAGCAGAGUAUUGAGACCAAGCAAUUCAUUGAAAAUCAGGAAGCGGAAGAGAGGAAGCUCCUGAAGAUAAUCUCCGAAGCCGACGCGGAGCGGCUGAGACAAAAGAAAGAGCUAGACCAGGUUAUUAGCGAGAGGGAUAUCCUGGGAACGCAGCUGGUCCGGAGAAACGAUGAACUGGCCUUACUGUACGAGAAGAUCAAGAUCCAGCAAUCCGUCCUAAACAAGGGGGAAGCUCAGUACACGGAGAGGCUGGAGGACAUCCGGGUUCUCAAACUGGAGAUCAAGAAACUGAGGCGGCAGAAGGGGAUCCUCAACAAAAAUCUGGCUAACGUGGAAGAUUUACGGCGCGAGUUGUAUCGCACGCAGAGGGAGUUGUUGAAGGAGCGGACCAGGUGCCGAGCGCUGGAAGAGGAGCUGGAGAAGCCGCUGAAUGUCCACAGGUGGAGGAGGCUGGAGGCCAGCGACCCGAGCGCCUACGAACUGAUCCAGAAGAUCCAGACGCUGCAAAAACGCCUGAUCAGCAAGACGGAGCAACUGGUGGAGAAGGAGCUGCUCCUGCGGGAGAAGGAAAAGCUUUACGUGGAACUGAAGCACAUCCUCGCCCGUCAGCCGGGUCCCGAGGCGGCCGAGCAGCUGCAGAUAUACCAGCAGACCCUACGCGAAAAGACCAAGCAACUUAAGGUUCUGUCGGCAGAACUCAACAUGUUCGAGACCCAAAGCCAGGAAUAUAAAUAUGAGAUCGAGAGGCUGGCCAGCGAGCUGCAGAACAUCAAAAAGAAAUAUCUGGCCCAGAAACGAAAGCAUCAUCAGACCAGGGCAAAGGAGUCGGCCGUGGACUCGGACGUUCUUUACCAGGAAGCCCAGAAAAUGGAAGGGCCGCGUUUCACCGGAGGAGGAUUUCCUCUCACCCACUUGCCGAAGGUUACAGCGUGACCCUCGCGCAUCGUCUAGCUGUCUUAUCUUUCUGUCAUUCUGCUGCGGAUUUAAUAAAAAGUACGAUAAAAAAAAA
Spea bombifrons (plains spadefoot toad) is the source of this 2750-nucleotide messenger RNA. RefSeq names its product cilia and flagella associated protein 58 (gene CFAP58). Lineage: Eukaryota; Metazoa; Chordata; Amphibia; Anura; Pelobatidae. Gene Ontology annotation, cellular component: cytoskeleton. The record is from RefSeq and is a predicted model, not a curated record. The transcript has 18 exons. Bases 47 to 2674 code for a protein of 875 amino acids.